This is a messenger RNA of Closterium sp. NIES-67, 2319 nucleotides long. Lineage: Eukaryota; Viridiplantae; Streptophyta; Zygnematophyceae; Desmidiales; Closteriaceae. The record is from the annotation of a GenBank genome assembly.
AAUACAACCUCCGAGCAUGGAUCAUGCGCUAGCGGGCCUCAACGGGGGAAGUGGCUCGUUUCAAGAGAUGCAGAGUACAACAAGCCAGAUGGAGAAUCACACGUGGGACCUGGUGUACUUGCCAAAUGGGAAGAAGGCAAUACAGUGCAAGUGGCUGGCAAAAAAUCAAGACGGAUGAGAAAGGAGAGCCAUCAGUUUACAAGAGCAGGCUGGUGGCAAAGGGGUUUCAGCAGAAAGAGAAGGAAGAUUACAAAGAAGUGUUUGCCCAACUGCUAAGUCUCCAACGCUACGUGUGCUGCUAGCGGUAGCUGCUGUGCGCAAAUGGAAGGUGAAGCAGAUGGACAUCGUAACCGCUUUUCUGUACGGCAUUGUGGAAGAGGAGGUGUACAUGGUUCAACCCCUGGCUAUGAGGAUGGAACCGGUCGUGUCUGCAAACUUAACAAGGCCAUCUAUGGCUUGAAGCAGGCCCCGAGAUGCUGGUACAACAGGCUGGCCAGUGCACUGGAAGGGAUUGGAUUCCGUGCGAGUGCAUGCGACGAGAGCCUAUUCCUGAUGGGAGAGGGGGAGUCACUUGUGCUUCUGCUGGUGUACGUGGAUGACAUCUGCUCUUCAGCAGCAGUGACAAGGAGAUCGAUGGGGUGCAGCGGAAGCUCACAGAGCAGUUCAAGUGCAAGUCACUUGGAGAGGCAAGGUACUACCUGGGAAUGCACAUUGAGCGGGAUACUGAACGUGGCUGGCUCAAACUGCAUCAGGGACAGUACAUCAACACCUUGGCUGAGAAGUACUCUUUGCAGGAAGAACGGGAAGUGGUCACACCUUUGCCUUCCGAGUUCAAACUCAUAAAGGCAGCUGAAGGAGAAGGAGUUGAGAGUGAAGACCAGAGGCAAUUCCAAUCCAUGGUCGGGAGCCUACUCUACGCUGCUGUGCAUACUCGGCCUGACAUCAGCUUUGCUGUGGGACAGCUGGCUCGAGUAGUGCAAAAUCCAACAGAAGAGCAGUGUGGUGCAGCGGAGAGAGUGGUGCGCUACCUCAAGUCAUACCCUACAGUGGGAGUACAGUAUUCAGCCUCUGCUCAACUCAGUCAAAAAGGAGUUGAAGUCCUCAAAGAGAAUGGGGAGCAGCUCGGAGAAGGAAAGGUGUUCCUUUCCUGUUUUGCUGAUGCCACGUGGGCUUCUGAGCAUGAGGAUUCAUCAUCAGUUGGUGGAUACAUCUGCAUGGUGGGAGGUGGGCCUGUAAGUUGGAGGUCCAAGAAGCAGUCUGAGACGGCACUAUCUUCAGUGGAAUCUGAGUACAUGGCGAUGUUUCAUGCGGCAAAAGAAAUCAUCUGGCUAAGGAGGCUCUUGAAGGAGAUCGGCCAUGAACAGACUUGUGCGACACCUCUGUUCAGUGAUAGCAAGGGAGCCAUUGCCAUGGCGCGCAAUGCAGUUCUUCAUGGGUUGAACAAGCACAUGAGGAUCAAGUGGCAUUGGCUACGGAAGGAGGUGAAGCUUGGGACACUGGAUCCGAUCUACGUGAAAACUCAGCAACAGCCAGCCGACUUCCUUACCAAGCGGCUAGCUGAAGAGCCACACUGGCGCUGUGCGAGGAAGGCGGGAAUGUCCUUGAACUAGAGACGGCGAAACAAGCCGACAGUCUGAGGGGGAGUGUGUUGGUGCAUAUUCAUUUGCACGUCAUCCUGUCGUCUGUUCGCAUCAUUUCGUUUGCAUGUGUUUUGUGUGCUACGUUGUUUGUAUGGUUUGUUGGGUUUGCAUGUCUUUGCAUGUUCAUCUUGUGCUUGUGCAGAUGUGCUUGGAUUGUGCAUGACAUCGAGCACAUUCCAACGAGCCAAGAAUUGUUGGAAUCGGAGCACAUAUGAAGAAGUUACGAAGAAAUGUUUGAUGGAUUUGUUACAACUCAUUGGAAGUCCUUGUCAGCUGCUACACCAAAGUUGGAGAGCCCUAUAACGAGGAGGGACCAGCAUGUGUGGGACUUUUGUCCCCACCUUGCAGCUGCAGCAUUUGGGGUUUGGAGGCCAACCUGGCACAGGGUGAAUUUUGUCUUGCCAGGCUGGCUGAACCUGAGGAUGGGGAGUCAAAACUUUGACUCUUGUCAUGUUCUUGACCAUGGGCCUCCAGGGUCCUUCCCUUUCAUCCUUCCCUUCCUACCCCACCUUCCAACUGUGCUUCAAUGCCUUUUCUAUCAUGCCUCUGAUCUUGUAAGCUUCAAUCAUAGUGACUCUGAGGACUGUCAACUUCUCCUAGGGCAGAUUACCCCCCAGUGCGCCAAACGCCAUAGCUCACUCGUUCAGCUACGGAAUCGAGUGAUUCAACUUUCAGUGGA